UUUCAUUGCUAUUCUAAAAGUAAACGAGUGGCCGUAUUCUAUCGAAGUACACUCCUGAGAUUCAUAGAGAAGGGAGGAUAUUCUUUUACAGAAGAUAUUCUUUUACACAGGAAUAUUGUCACUAAUUUAUCAAGUAGAUUUGGUGGAAAGAGUACAAUUAUUCCAGUUUCGUCCUAUCUCCUUCAACCGCCAUUGUUCAGAAAUUUUCAAGAAAGAGGGUGAGGAGAAGAAGAAAAUGGUAUCAUCCAAUGAAAGCGAUGAAGAACACUCGAUUCAAACGGCAAUGCAUUCCAAGUUGUGGAUUGAGAGUGGGGACGGUAGAACUAGACAAUACUCAUUUGAUUCCAGUGGUGCUCUCACAGUAAAGGUUCUGGAAGAUUCAAGGCCGAUUGUUCAGAGAGCGGUUGACUCAUUUUUGAAUAAAUUUUUCCCUUUGGGUUACCCUAACAGUGUGGGAGAGGGAUACUUGACAUAUUCAAAAUUUCGUGCACUGCAACACUUCUCAAGUGCAGCACUCUCAGUCCUAUCUACUCAGUCCUUACUAUUUGCUGCAGGCUUGCGACCAACUCCGGCACAGGCUACAGUUGUAAGCUGGGUUUUGAAGGAUGGGAUGCAACAUGUGGGGAAACUUAUUUGUAGUAACAUGGGUGCCAGAAUGGAUUCUGAACCAAAGCGGUGGAGGAUCUUGGCUGAUCUCUUAUACGAUAUAGGCACUGGCCUUGAAGUGUUGUCUCCUCUUUGUCCACAAUUUUUUCUUGAGACGGCCGGCCUGGGCAAUUUGGCUAAGGGGAUGGCAGUGGUUGCAGCCAGGGCAACAAGACUGCCUAUAUAUUCUUCUUUUGCUAAAGAAGGCAAUCUGAGUGAUCUUUAUGCAAAAGGGGAGGCUAUAUCUACUCUUUUCAAUGUUGUGGGGCUGGGAGUGGGUAUCCAGUUGGCAUCAACUGCAUGCUCGUCAAUGCAAGGGAAGUUAGUGGCUGCUCCUUUGCUCUCUAUACUACACAUCUACAGUGUGACUAAAGAAAUGCAGGCAGCACCAGUCAACACACUGAAUCCUCAAAGGACAGCAAUGGUUGUAGCUGAUUUUGUCAAGUCUGGAACAGUGUCCAGACCUGCAGAUCUACGCUAUAGAGAGAAUCUGAUUUAUCCUUUACAACCAGUUGAAGAUGCUGGAAGUGUUCAAGUUGGUAGAUCUAUAAUAAAGGUCAUCAAGAAUCCUUCUAAGCUUAAGCAGCUCAAAGAAAAAUUUCAAAGGGAACAUUUUUUGUUAAGUUGCAAUGACACAUUCACAGACUUAUUGCUGGAAAAUACUGCAUCUGGUGAAGAUGCUCUGAGAGGAUGGCUUAUAGCUGCAUAUGCAGCAGAGAUGGCAAAGAGCAAUUAUUCAUGUAAUUCACUAGGAAAAGUGGGAUUUGGGUUGUUGAAAGAAGUGGUGCUGGAUAAAGCUUAUGAACAAAUGGAGGCUGUGUUUCCUUCAUUUAUUAGUGGACUUAAAGAGAGAGGUUGGCAUACUGAUCUUUUCUUGGAUGGAACAGGAAGUCGUUUUGCAUGGUAAAUUAUUUUCAAUCUGCUGUCCUGAUUUUUUCCUCUGCAACGUAAAUUUUCAUUAGUUUUCCUCUCUGACAUACAACACUAAAUGGAACAUAAGAAGAUGGGAGCAGGUAAACUCCACAGUUAAUUUUCUGCCCACUUAAUCACCUUUGGAAGCUUGGUUCAUUAUGAUUUUUUUGUGACAAGGUUUAAGCAACACAUAUCGUUGUAAUGGAUUCAUCAAAGGAUCUAUUAUACUAAUUAGGUUCUCUUCAAAUAA
This is a messenger RNA of Cryptomeria japonica (Japanese cedar), 1807 nucleotides long. RefSeq names its product protein root UVB sensitive 2, chloroplastic. The transcript is spliced from 9 exons. Lineage: Eukaryota; Viridiplantae; Streptophyta; Pinopsida; Cupressales; Cupressaceae. The record is from RefSeq and is a predicted model, not a curated record. Gene Ontology annotation, biological process: response to UV-B; auxin polar transport. The coding region runs from base 236 to 1552 and encodes 438 amino acids. Gene Ontology annotation, cellular component: chloroplast envelope.